UAAAACACAUAAGUUUUCGUCAAUAUUGUGUAUGCACCGAAGAGAUGGACGUAGUAAAGAAGUCAUACUAUGAUGUUACCAGAAAUAUUAUAAUUUUAACAGGGUUAAGUGUACAUCAUCCGAAAUGGCUCAAUUUCUUGUUAAAAUCAUUCACUUUUUUUACUAUGUUUUCUUUUAUAUGUGUUCAGAUUGCAGGAUUAAUAAAAGAAUAUGGAAAUAUUGACAUGGUAUUGCAGUGCGUUACACCAGUAUGUUAUUCUUCAAUGGCUGCAAUUCUUUAUACAAAUAAUAAUCUGAAAGUAAAACAAGUAAUCAGUUUAAAUUUUUUUUUUUGCUUCCUCAAAAUAAACGCUGUUUUUGUGAAAAUGCAAGAUGAUUGGGACACAUUAACAUCAGAAAAUGAAGCUAUUAUUCUACACAAAUAUGGCAGAAAGUGCAAAAUUUUCACUAGCAUAUACACUUGUAGAUAUUUUUAUUUGAAAAACAAAUUAAAAUAUUCAGAAAAUAGUAGAAAAAUCAUUAAGUUUUUACAAUUAAUUGUUUAUUUGGGACAUGGAUUUUUCUACUAUUUAUCACAUGGCAUUCCCAUGUUAAUUAUCAUUAUGAGACACGAUGAUACACCUAAGCCGCUUAUGUUUUUUAUUGAGUGUGGUAUAAAUUUACAAAAGUAUUAUGUCGUUGUAAUACUUUAUAGUUAUAUUGUUGGUUACGUUUGUAGUUAUGCGAUUGUAAAUGGAGGUACAAUUCUUAUAACGUUUCUUGAGCAUGCUUGUGGAAUAUUUGACAUUUUAGGGCAAAAAUUGACUACUGCCAUAAAAGAAUAUCCUGCUUCUAUUAAUAAAAUUAGUUCUCGAAAAAAGCUCCAUCAAGAAAUUAAACUUUGUGUGGCAAUGCACAGAAAAGUUCUAUUAUUUAUCAAUGAUAUUCAGAAUGCUUUUUCAACUUCGUUUCUUCUUUUCUUUGGGCUUAGUGCAAUUUUGUUAAGCGUCACGGGAGUCCAAUGUGUGAUGAGUUUGAAAAAUUCUGGGGAUGCAUGCAGGUUUGGAUGUUACGUAAUAUUUCAAGUGUUUAAUAUUUUCUGUUUAACUCUACCAACUCAACAUUUACUGGAUAGCAGCCUUAGUCUUUCUACCUCAAUAUACAAUGCAGAUUGGUACCAUUUGACAAGUGAAACAAAACAAUUGUUAAUCAUAAUAAUGAGAAAAGGAUCUGAACCUACUACAUUUGUCGUUGGCAAAGUAUUCGUACUUUCAUUACAAUUUUUUACAAAGGUUCUCCAAACAUCUAUGUCCUAUUUUACUGUAUUGAUGUCUGUACGAGAAUAAAAAGAAAUAUUGACUAUUCUGUUAUAAGAUAUACUAAUAUGUAAAUGUAAAUAGGCUUUCUUAAAUCUUUAAUAGUAGACAAAAUGUUUAGAGCAUCACAAAAUGUAUAAAAUCAAUAUGUGGAAUCAAUGUAAUUAUAUUGUAUUAAUAUUACUUUCCUUAAAUCUUGAAAUUGUAAUAAAGAAUUGAAAGAAACUUUCUGUAGUGCGAUUUAUGACGA
This is a messenger RNA of Leptopilina boulardi, 1545 nucleotides long. RefSeq names its product odorant receptor Or2-like. The record is from RefSeq and is a predicted model, not a curated record. Gene Ontology annotation, molecular function: odorant binding; olfactory receptor activity. Bases 45 to 1325 code for a protein of 426 amino acids. The transcript is spliced from 9 exons. Gene Ontology annotation, biological process: detection of chemical stimulus involved in sensory perception of smell; sensory perception of smell. Gene Ontology annotation, cellular component: plasma membrane. NCBI's taxonomy places the organism in Eukaryota, Metazoa, Arthropoda, Insecta, Hymenoptera, Figitidae.